AUGACAAAGGAGUUGAUCGGAAAGAAAGAUGACCCUGAAGCAUUCACCAUUUCGUGUACCAUAGGCAUGCUCAAGUUCGCAAAAGCCUUAUGUGAUCUAGGAGCAAGUAUUAAUCUAAUGCCCUAUGUUAUUCAUAAACAACUCGGGUUGGGUGAACCGCAGGUGACAUCUGUGAGACUCUUGAUGGCUGACAGAUCGACCAAGCAUUCGGUGGGGAUACUUUAUGAUAUUUUGGUUAAGGUCGACAGGUUCAUCUUUUCAGCCGAUUUUGUCAUACUCGACUGUGACAUAGACACCGAAAUUCCUAUAAUCUUGGGAAGGCCAUUUUUGGAAACUGGGAGAGCGUUGGUGGAUGUCGAGAGUGGGGAGCUGAAAUUUUGGGUUAAUGAUGAUGAAGUCACCUUUGAUGUGUGCAAAUCAAUGAAACACCCCAGUGACAUUCAUGAAAGAACCUUUGAGGUUGUGUGGGCCAACGAAAUAGAGUUUGAAGUUCAAAGCCAAGAUGAAGUGGUAGCCGCGUUUUCAAGUAUGGAAAGAUUCACAAAGACUCCAAUGAAGCUGGACAUCGACUUAAAGAAUCAAGAGAGCCCUCCCGCCAAACCGUCAACCGAAGAACCACCUAAUCUCAAACUUAAGGUAUUACCUUCACACCUUCGGUAUGCUUUCUUAGGCGAGAAUAACACCUUGCCGGUGAUUAUUGCAGCCAACUUACUUGAUUGGCAAGUAAAAUUGCUCCUUGAAGUACUGAAAAGGCGUAUAAAAGCCAUCAGCUGGACUAUCGCUAAUAUAGUGGGCAUUCCUCCAGGCAUUUGA
Messenger RNA from Solanum tuberosum (potato), 813 nucleotides. RefSeq lists its product as uncharacterized. The transcript is spliced from 2 exons. Lineage: Eukaryota; Viridiplantae; Streptophyta; Magnoliopsida; Solanales; Solanaceae. The record is from RefSeq and is a predicted model, not a curated record. The coding region runs from base 1 to 813 and encodes 270 amino acids.